Messenger RNA from Hylaeus anthracinus, 808 nucleotides. RefSeq names its product exosome complex component RRP46 (gene Rrp46). NCBI's taxonomy places the organism in Eukaryota, Metazoa, Arthropoda, Insecta, Hymenoptera, Colletidae. Gene Ontology annotation, cellular component: nucleolus; nuclear exosome (RNase complex); cytoplasmic exosome (RNase complex). The record is from RefSeq and is a predicted model, not a curated record. The transcript is spliced from 6 exons. Gene Ontology annotation, biological process: rRNA catabolic process; nuclear mRNA surveillance; U4 snRNA 3'-end processing. The coding region runs from base 106 to 768 and encodes 220 amino acids.
AGGAAAUUUCUGUCUACUGCAUCAUAACCUCAAAAAUAUGGGUAUCCCGCCAAAUGAUGGUAAAUAGUGUUAUGGUAUUAAAUUCGUAAAUUCAAAAGAAAAAACAUGACUGAAGAAGCUACGAAAACUGACAUCGUAUUACGACCAAUACUUUGUGAAUUGAAUCAAUUAUCUAUGCCUGAUGGAUCAGCAAUGUUGAUGCAAGGAGACACAGCAGUCGUCGUGGGUAUCUAUGGACCAAUAGAAGCAAAACCACAAAAAAUGGUUUACAACAAAGCAGCUGUUGAGGUAUCAUAUGUGCCUAUAAAAGGACCAGCUAAGGUGGAUGACAGGAUGACGGAAUUGUACAUAAAAGAAACAUGCGAGGCAGCUAUGAUUGUUACAUUUCAUCCUGCAACUGCUAUCUGUAUCAAUGUACAGGAGUUGGAAGAUUCUGGUGGGUUGUUAGCUUGCACAAUUAAUGCAGCCUGCCUGGCACUUAUUAACGCAGCUAUUCCAAUGAAAUAUACUUUUGCAGCAGUUAGUUGCAUGAUAGAAACAGAUACUGGAAAUAUUAUACUAGAUCCAAACAAUGCUCAGUUGGAGGACGCUAGAGCUGAAUUCACAUACGGAUUUGAUGGUAUAAAAAAAGAUGUCAUAUGUUGUCAUACCGCAGGUCGUUUUACAGAAUCAGAGUUUUUCGAAACAAUGGAAAAGUGUAAAGAAGCUAGCCAAUAUGUAUUUGAUUUUUAUAGAAAUCUUGUAAAAAAGUAUGCAAAUGUCAUAUAAAACUUCUAUUUUUUUAUGAAAUAUGUCUACCAUAACUAUG